GAACGAAGCAAACUGCAAACCUCAUCUCUUCCUCGCUCGCCUCCCGCACGCAACCUCCGCCGCCUCCGCCUCUCCCACGUAACCGGCCGGCACGAGCGUCGCCAGCAGGAGAGGAACUGGCUCCGCUCUCCCACAUAGUUACACAUACGUCGUCGUCUCGAGGGAGGAGUGGGUGCGAGGAGAAGGCGGCAGCGGCAGUUUCGAUCUGUGCUCUGCCUUACGCGGGAGGCAGCGGAUCGAUCCGGCCGAACUGGCUGCCGGAAGGAUGGGAGGAAGAAACCAUCGUUGGUCGGCUGGGGGUCAGCAGGCCCAGAUGCGCGCAUUGUCUCCUUCUGCACCAGGGCAAACAAUUGCUAUUAGGAAGGUUCUUCGGGAUAAGCAGUACAAGAACCGCGAGCUUAAUGUCGUAGCUCUGAAGCAUUGUUUCUUUUCUACAACUGAGAAGGAUGAAAUUUUGCUGAACUUGGUCUCGAGUGGUGAUCGAUGGCUCAUGGCUCUCCCUAGUGGUUUGGUAGCGGGACGGAAUAGGGCGGUGGAGGUGAGGCAGCAGAGAGCGGGUGCUGGCCAUGCUCGCCAGGCCAUCCGCGAUGCAUCGAAUAUGUUAGCAGUAUCUUGCGGAAGAAGAAGAGGACGACAAUGGCUUACAGAUGAAGAUGACAGUGCCAACUUGCAGUGUAACAGGCUCACAAUGCCGCCAUGGAUACUCUCCCGCACUAGCUAUUCAGGUAUACUAGAUCGUCGCCGGCGCGCGUUGCUGCGCCCGUCAAUUUUGACAUUAUAAUAUUAGUGAUUGAUGAUUAUAUCUAAAUGUACUAAUUUAAUCAUCAUAUAAUCACACAUUAUAUUUAACAUGCUCACACC
Messenger RNA from Triticum aestivum (bread wheat), 861 nucleotides. RefSeq lists its product as uncharacterized. The transcript has 4 exons. The coding region runs from base 266 to 781 and encodes 171 amino acids. The record is from RefSeq and is a predicted model, not a curated record. NCBI's taxonomy places the organism in Eukaryota, Viridiplantae, Streptophyta, Magnoliopsida, Poales, Poaceae.